AUGAGCGGACUGGAUAAAGACCCAGGAUAUAGUUCUAAGAGCGAUACUGGCACCGAUGUCGACAGCCCGCCCAAGUCGGAAAUACUGUUCGGAGAGCUCGCCAGGCUCCUAGUCGUAUACAUCAUCUUUCAACUAUUUCUCAAUGUCACCGGUAUCCAACAGAGAUUUGACAACUUUGCUAUCAGGAAAGGCGUGGAGUUUAGAGAAUGGAUACGUAAAAGACGAGAGAGAAGGGACCGUGAGAGGCAAGGUUUGGAGGGUGGCCUUGGGCCGAACGGGCCGGGCGAGAAGCUUGACGAUAAUGGCGUGGCUAUAGACCCGGAACAGAACUCAUAUGGGGCGAGGAGGGUCGAGGUUAUGGACGAUACUACAUCUAUUAUGGAGCUCGAGCACCAGGCCAAGGGGAAGUUAGACUAUGGGACCGAACCAAAUACCCUGGCGCCUAGUAGUUAA
Molecule: messenger RNA, 453 nt
Organism: Orbilia oligospora ATCC 24927
Lineage: Eukaryota; Fungi; Ascomycota; Orbiliomycetes; Orbiliales; Orbiliaceae
Exons: 2
Coding region: 1-453 (150 amino acids)
Source: RefSeq, a predicted model, not a curated record